Molecule: messenger RNA, 792 nt
Organism: Belonocnema kinseyi
Lineage: Eukaryota; Metazoa; Arthropoda; Insecta; Hymenoptera; Cynipidae
Product: tctex1 domain-containing protein 1-like
Exons: 3
Coding region: 145-555 (136 amino acids)
Biological process (GO): microtubule-based movement
Cellular component (GO): cytoplasmic dynein complex; cytoplasm
Molecular function (GO): dynein intermediate chain binding
Source: RefSeq, a predicted model, not a curated record
GGGUGAAUUAAUUUGUUUGGUUUCCAAGGCACCAAGGAUGGUAAUCGAUUUUCAGUAAAGAAUUAGUUUGAGCUGUAUUUAAAAUCCAGUAAAGGUGAAUUUAAAGAAAAAAGAGUAAUUUUUAUAAAUGAGGAGGGGUGAAUUAUGCCGUCGAAUUUUGAAGUCACUGACAGGCUGAAUGUCGAUAACGAUCAGGUAGCAAAAUACCAAAACUCCUAUCGAAUGGAGUCGCAAAAUCCAUUUAAAGUGGAAAAAGUGGAAAGAAUUUUGGAGACGUGGAUGAAUAAUAUUUUAGAAAAUGCUUCCUACGACGUUAACGAAAGUCCAAAAUUGUGUGCACAAGUUGCAACAGAAAUUCGUAAACGAGUGCAAAUGUUAGCAUUUGAUAGAUAUAAAAUAGUGGUCUUUGUAACGAUAACGGAAAAAGGAAGUCAGGGUUUAGCUUCAUCGAUGAUUUGCUUUUGGGAUCAUCAAAAAGAUAAUUACGCAAAAUAUGUUCUUGAAACUCACACCUUUAUUGCUUAUUGUUGUGUUUUUGGAGUUUAUUACGAAUGAAAUUAGUUGCAAAGAAUUUUGAAAAUAUAUUAAGUCCUGUUAAGUAAAGAAAGUUUAUUUUCAUUAGAAAUUUUCAUAUAAAAGUUGAUAGGAAACUUAAUAAUAAUUUGCAUAUUUGAAUGGUCUCACGUCAUAACCAUGUAAAGGCUGAGGAAAACAAAUUCAGCAGAGUAACGAAACGUUCUCAACAUUUGAAUUAUUCUUUAAACAAAAAAAUUUGAAAAGGCAUUCGAUAGU